Messenger RNA from Branchiostoma floridae (Florida lancelet), 1462 nucleotides. Its product is annotated as TLC domain-containing protein 4-B-like. The record is from RefSeq and is a predicted model, not a curated record. The coding region runs from base 907 to 1344 and encodes 145 amino acids. NCBI's taxonomy places the organism in Eukaryota, Metazoa, Chordata, Leptocardii, Amphioxiformes, Branchiostomatidae. Gene Ontology annotation, cellular component: membrane; endoplasmic reticulum. The transcript is spliced from 4 exons. Gene Ontology annotation, biological process: lipid homeostasis.
CAUUUAACGCUCUCUUAGCCUAAUCUCCAAGCAGAGUCCCGGUGGCAUACGAUAGUAUCAACUUGAGCUGGUCAAGGUAGGCGGCUGACUUCCUCUGGCCGGCUCCUUGGCCAGCUUUGAUACUAUCUUAUCCCACCGGGAUUCUGCUUGAAGAUUAUCUUAGCCAAGCUACUGUCCUUAUUUCGAAUUCUUUUAACAUGGAAGCGUUUCUGCUACGUCGUCAUGCUUUGCCAAUAGCUGAUCGCUCAAUCAUGCACCCGAAUAUCACCAGUUUGGGCGAAGUUGUUCUUUUCCAAAUUUCCAAAUGUACUCGAGGAAUUAGCUGAUAAUACCCUGGCUACUGUGAUACGCAGCAGGUUUUUAUAAGCAUGGUGGGACGUUUUGUAUUGAAUUUCACAUGCUAUCAGUAACAGCAACAAGAAGCCAUCAUAUCAAAUCCCGAUACAACGAUGGCGUACAGUUUUCGAAAUUUUCCACGAUCCUUAAUACUGGCCGUUAAGGGACCAAUACAAGGUACAAGUGUGAUAACGUGUUCCUAAAUGAGACAUCGUUCAAACAGCAUUUUGAUCCAGACCCAGUUCUGCAACUUGGAAAGAAGCCAUCAGAUAAAAUCCCGAUACAAGCAUGGCGUACAGGCUAGCGCACAUCCUGACCAUAGUUUCCAAUCUGAUCUUCCAUUUUUUUCUAGCGUCUAGACAUUCUUAUAACGUUAUGUUAAGUUGGCUAAAAGUUUUGAUAGUGGACAUAGGGAGAGAGAGCAAAUAGGGGUACAGCUAACACCCUGGUGACUGUGAAAAUACACAGGACUCGAGGUUUUAUCAGCUUUGUGGGAUGUACUUAGUAUUAAAUUUCACAUGCUAUCGGUAACAACAGCAAGACGCCAUCGCAUGAAAUCCCGAUACAAGCAUGGCGUACAGGCCAGUACACAUCCUGACCAUAGUUUCCAGUCUAAUCUUCCAUCUGAGCAUCUUCAGGUGGCUAGCCGCACCUGUGAUGAAGAAGAUAUCUUCUACUUUUGGGAAAUUGUCCCCGAAGAAACAAGUGGUCAUAACAAACAGUGUGAUGGCCUUGGUCCACAGUGUGGUUGUUGGAGGCAUGUCUGCGUAUGUCUUCAUGUACCCAGGGGACGUACUGCCGACUACAUUUUGGUAUGACUCACCUGCCGUGAGGCACACAGCGUGUGUAUUUCUUGGAUACACGGUGGCCGAUCUCUUGGUAAUGGCAACACAACCCGCUCAGUACGAUCUUAUGAUGUUGGUUCAUCAUUUGAUGGCCGUAUUUGGAUCAAUGGCCGGUACAGUAAGUGGUCAUUCCUCCCCAUUUCUACAUAUCUUUAUGAUUUGAUAUUUCUAUCUUAGCCUUUUCACUGAGUCAUUUUUAUUGGCGUUUAUAUUGGAUUGCGUCAAAUACUGUCGUUUAUUUCAAAGUUUCUUUAAAUCUUUUUCCUCACCUUCCCCCAGUG